Nicotiana attenuata is the source of this 558-nucleotide messenger RNA. RefSeq lists its product as uncharacterized. Bases 1 to 558 code for a protein of 185 amino acids. Lineage: Eukaryota; Viridiplantae; Streptophyta; Magnoliopsida; Solanales; Solanaceae. The transcript has a single exon. The record is from RefSeq and is a predicted model, not a curated record.
AUGGAAAGUUUUUCAGUGAAGAAAUUUUACACAAAACUGAGAGGAAGCUUUGAACAAGUGACAUGGAGGAAACUUAUGCAAAGCAAUCUGGGAGCCCCAAAGUGGAAAUUUAUUGUCUACCUAGCUGUUCAAAGGAAGCUAAUGACUAAAGAUAGAUUGAGAGGACUGGGAUACGUGGAAGAGGUCACAUGUGACCUAUGCAACAAAGAAGAGGAGUCUAUUGAUCACCUAUUCUUUUCAUGUUCCUACACUUCACAAGUAUGGACAAUGCUGUUGCAAUGGCAGGGGAUCUAUAGAAAGGCACUACAAUGGAAUGAAGAACUCAACUGGACAAUCAAGUACUGCAAAGGAAGGAGCAUUAAAGCUGAACUAUAUCGACUAAUACUUGCAGGUGCAGUAUAUCAUGUCUGGCAGGAAAGAAAUAACAUAAUUUUCAGAGGAGUGAAGCAAUCCAUUCAGGAACUUGUACGAGAUAUAGUCCAAGCAAUACAUGGAAGAGGAAGAUGUGUACAGCGACUCCAUACUAGAUUAGAUGAGAUGAACUACUAUCCUACUUAA